This is a messenger RNA of Knipowitschia caucasica, 654 nucleotides long. The record is from the annotation of a GenBank genome assembly. Lineage: Eukaryota; Metazoa; Chordata; Actinopteri; Gobiiformes; Gobiidae.
AUGUCAGAGGUGGUUCUGGAGUUCCGGGCCUCUGCCGGGGACUCGGAGCCUCAGAAACGCCCGGUUCUGUUGCUCGGGACUCGGGAGAAUCUGCUGCAGCUGAACUGGACCCAGGUCAAAGGGAAACUGGAGCCCGCGGUCUGCAAAGAGACCUGGCAGGCGGCGCUCUCUGCACUGAACCCAAACCCUACUGACAGCUGUCCUCUGUAUCUGAACGUGGCCACAGUCGCCUCGCUCCCAGCCAGAGUCAGCCGCCACAACAGCCCGUCUGCGGCGCACUUCCUGUCCCGCCUGGUGCGCUCUUGUCUUCCCACCGGAAACAACCGCUGCAUUGUGAUGGUUUGUGAGCGCUCUGAUGUCUUUGCCUCGGCCUGUGCCAUCUCCAGAGCCUUCCCGCUCUUCUCCCGCCGCUCCUCAGCCUCACGGCGAGCGGAGAAGAAGCGAGUGACGGUGGAGUUUGUGACGGUGGGAGCAGACAGCAGUCCUCUGGGAGCCCCAGAGCUGCAGUGUUUGUCGAACGCGUCCGAUGGCGUCCGGCUGGCGGCUCGCAUCGUAGACACUCCGUGCAACGAGAUGAACACGGACCACUUUCUGGAGGUUUCACUUUGGAUUCUUUUGAUGAAAAUAACCAGGAAAAUAAAGCAGUUACUAUGA